UCUCUCCUGCCACAGUGGGAGGACGAGCUACGCAGUAAAACCUCUCUUUCCUUUACAGUAUACUACGGAUCACAAGGAUCUCGCACACCGACAAGGGAAGAGUUGGAGAGUGUCGACGUUGUUGUGACAACAUACGGGACCAUUCAAGGGGAAACUAAACGCAAGAAUCCCAUUUUGGCAAAAUGCCGGUGGCUUCGUGUUGUGCUCGACGAAGCUCACUGUAUUCGGAAUCAGCAAACGCUGGCCUCCAAGGUAUGCUGCGAACUCUCAGCGAGGCACCGAUGGUGUGUCAGUGGGACGAUUAUUCAAAAUUCACUGGAUGACGUGUAUGGAGUGAUAAAGUUUCUUCGGCACGAACCAUGGUGCAUUCCAGGCUUCUGGAAA
This is a messenger RNA of Phaeodactylum tricornutum CCAP 1055/1, 384 nucleotides long. RefSeq lists its product with no specific name. The annotation marks the transcript as partial. Lineage: Eukaryota; Bacillariophyta; Bacillariophyceae; Surirellales; Neidiaceae. Gene Ontology annotation, molecular function: ATP binding; ATP-dependent chromatin remodeler activity. The transcript has a single exon. The record is from RefSeq and is a predicted model, not a curated record.